This is a messenger RNA of Brugia pahangi, 3321 nucleotides long. Lineage: Eukaryota; Metazoa; Nematoda; Chromadorea; Rhabditida; Onchocercidae. The record is from the annotation of a GenBank genome assembly.
AUGUCACGAAAUGGCGACUGUGAAGAAGCUUUCGUAUUAUAUUACGUUAAACAGUUUGCUGAUCUUUUGCAUUUAUCAUACGCCAAUAUUUUAUUAAAGAUCGCGAAUUAUGUUCCUGCUUUGGCUUUUACUUUGCUACCUUAUCUUUUCGCUACGGCAUACAAAGAAAGGCAUGACAUAUCACAGUUUUGCGUGGAUGUGAAUUAUUUACUUACGAAUUUUCCUGAAAGAUUAACUAGAAAUGAUUACCCACUGGUAAUUAGUAUAGUGGCAUGUAUUCGACAAGCACAUGUAAAUUUGGCAUCAGAGCUAGGUUUCCAGAGGUUACCAUUUGAUUUAUCGAAGUUAUCAAAAGUUUGUUUGGAAAUCAAUAUGGCGAAUGAUGCAGAUUACUUUCUGCAUUGCUACCUCGAUCGUUUAAGUGAUCCAAUACGGCCAGUAAUGCAUAUUUUGAAUGAAAAUCGCGGGUUUUUCGACAUGCUCGAUGGAAAGGAAAAUUCUGACAAGCCAGCCGAAUUAUUUAUGGAGAUAUUGAUAAAAAUGGAUGAUGCAGAUUCAUUACGUCCACUUUCUCUACAAAUAAAAGAUAAUAACCAAUGUCAAAUGAUUUUGGCAAAAAACCAGUGUAAUUGGUCACAUUUGGUUUCAUUAGUGCCAACGACUGAUUUAAAAAACCUUCACUCUUUAGCAUUUUAUUAUGCUGGUUUGGAUGUUCCAUCGGAAUUCCAAGAAAUGGCUAGCCUUGCUUGUGUUGAACUCCAACAAUGGGAUAAAGGUUUCUUAAAAAUAUACACCAAGGGAAACACUGGUCAUCAGAUAUAUUCCAUAAUGUACGCUCAGUUAAAGAAACAAUUGGAAUUAUCUCAGCUGUUAUCUGAUAUUGCCAUCAAGCUUAAGUGUGAUGAAAUUGCCAAAUCGUGGAUUGUAUCUCGAGACUUAAUAAACGACUUAAGUCUCUGUUGUGAAGUGAAUGAUCUAGUGCAGCGAAACACACCUCCAGUUCGAGGCUCUAUAUUGAGUUGCCCAUGGAUAGUAUGCAAGUAUGGAGAUGGAUGUGUUCCAGCACGAAUCCUUACUCCGUUGGUUGUGGCUCGAGCCGAGCACCUUUGCAAAAAAAAUGCUUACGAACGUGCUCUUCAAAUUAUUGAGAAGUACCGGAAAUUUAUGGAUAUUGAUGGGAAUGUAUAUCGUGAAUACGACAUCACAAAAGCUCGUAUCUUGAAGAAAUGUGGAUACGAAGAAGCUGCUCGGUUGCUUUUGUCGCAGAUUUGCUCCGCACGGCCAAUCUGCGAUCAUUACAGCAGUAAUUCUUUUGAACUUUCGCUCAAAGCUCGAAUGCAAUUAGCUGAAUUUGAUGUAGCAGCGUAUAGAUCGGAUUUAGCCAUUGAAGCUUUGCAAAUGAUUGUGGAAAAUGCAUUGGAUAGUGGAUAUGAAAAUGUUUUGUUGGUAGCAAAAGCUUAUAGGAAGCUUGCAAUGAAUGCUGAAAAGAAAUUGUUAUUACUGGAAGAUUAUUGUUCUUCUGAAACAUUUAAAGUUAAAGAACGAGCAAUUAGGAAUUGGGAAAAAGAACUAGAAGCAAUAAAGGAAGAAAAACUUCAGGCUAUCAUACAAGGGAAAACGCUGAAGCAUGGAAAGAUGCUUGAGGAAAAGCGAAUUAGAAAAGAAAAGAUGUUUGAAGAAAAGGAACUGGAGCAGUGCUGUAACGACAGAAAUACCCUGAUCUUAACGGCUUUGGAUGCUUAUCUAGCAUCCUUAGAACUUGAUGCAAGUGCUGCGGAUAUUCCAUACCGAAUUUUAUCAUUUUUCGUUAAAGCCAAACAUAACGAAAAUUUGUUGGAGCCGUUGAAGGUACGUUUAAAUCGAUUUCAAUCACGUCCUUGGAUACCUCUCAUAAGUCACCUUUGUUCACAUUUCUUCGAUGAUGCGCCUCUGGCUCCAAUUGUGAGGGAGAUGAUCUCAGCAGCACUGUUCGACUAUCCAUAUCACGUCCUUCAACACAUACUCUUCUAUACCAGCUCGGUGCAUGGGAUGGCAGAUUCUCAGGGUCGAUUACAUCGAGUAGAAGAUUUGUUAAAAGAUGCUUCCACGAAAGAUAAAUCACUCACAAAUCCAAUAACGAUCAUGCGAAAAGCAUUUUCUUUAUACGCACAAUUUGCAACUUCAUCUGUUAAAGCCUUUCAGAAUAAGAAAUAUGCAAGAUCAAGAGCUUCCAUUACGGGUUCUGUAUUGUUAAAUGAAAUUCAAAGCCUUCGAAAUGUUCCCAUUCCGGCUAUCGAACAACCGCUGACUGAUGACUCUUCGCAACUUAUCACUUUUGUGAAAAUUGAAUCAACAGUCAUAGUUGCAGAUGGUUUAACACAACCAACAAUAGUUGCAGUGGUUGGAAGUGAUGGAAAAGUUCGCAAAUUAAUUUUCAAGAACGAGGAUUUACGGCAAGAUUCGCUUGUUGAACAGCUUUUUACGGUGGUGAACAUUCUGUUGAUGGAUGGAAAAAAAACAUUUCCACUACGUACUUAUCAUGUCAUGCCAAUUAAUUCGAAUGCUGGAAUAAUCGAAUUUUGUUUGGGGACAGUUUCGCUUUGUAACUAUAUAUGUGGAGCAGAUCGGAAAAGUGGUAUGCACAAAAAGCUUUAUCCUCUUGAAAUGACGGCAGCUACUGCACGCUUCAAACUUUCACAGGCUCAUGCAAAUCAAUCCAGUAUUGUGGAAACUUACGAAGAAAUAUGUAAGGGCAUUCAUCCUGUAUUUCGGCAUUUCUUUUAUGAUGCUUUCUCGAAUCCAUUUGAGUGGUUCUUUCGUAUCAAAGACUAUACAAUAUCUCUAGCCCGGUGGUCUAUAGUGGGUUAUAUAGUCGGUUUGGGUGAUCGCCACUUGAAUAAUAUUAUGGUUGAGAAAGAAACUGGUCGACUUGUUCACAUCGACCUUGGAAUCGUAUUUGAAUUUGGUAAACGCAACUUGUUAGUACCUGAGCGAGUACCUUUUCGUUUGACAAGAGAAAUCGUUGAUCCCAUUUUGAUUGAGGGCAUCAAUGGAAAAUUUAGGAGUAUAGCAGUGGACACUUUGGAUUGUUUGCGGAAGAAUUCUCAGGCAUUAAUUGGUCUAGCACUCGUACUUUUACAUGAUCCACUAACGAAAUAUCUUGGUGGCGAAAAUGGCAAUCAGUUUGCAACCCUUGCAAUUUGCCGAUUGCGCGAUAAAUUGGCAGGAGUAGAAAAUAGAAUUUAUAUGGAUCCCUCGCAACAGGUUUCUCAUCUGAUUAAAGAGGCAAGUGACCCAGAAAAUCUUGCUCGAAUGUUUGCUGGAUGGAUGCCCUUUCUAUAG